AUGUCCCCCGCCCCGGGCCCCGGGCCCCGGUGGCUGCUCUUUUCCUUCGGCAUGGUGCUGGUGUCGGGGUCCAGGUGCCCCAGCGGCUGCCAGUGCCAAGACCAGGAGGUGGUCUGCACGGGGGCGCAGCUGAAGGAGUACCCCCCGGACAUACCCCUGGACACCCGGAGGCUCUACCUGAACGACAACCACAUCACCUUCCUGCCGGCCAUGAACCUGGGGCUGCUCAGCGACCUGGUCUACCUGGCCUGCCAGAACAACCGGAUCGGCGAGGUGAUGGACUACACCUUCAUCGGGGUCUUCAGGCUCAUCUACCUGGACCUCAGCUCCAACAACCUGACCUCGGUGUCCCCACACAGCUUCUCCAUGCUCAGCAGCCUGGUGCAGCUGAACCUCUCCCACAACCCGCACCUGUCGUCCCUGGACAAGUACACCUUCGCCAACACCAGCUCCCUGAGGUUCCUGGACCUCAGGGACACCGGCCUGCAGGCCCUGGACCACGCCGCCUUCCAAAACCUCCCCACGCUGCAGACGCUGUACCUGAGCGGGAACCCCUGGAAGUGUAACUGCUCCUUCCUGGACUUCACCAUCUACUUAAUCGUGACCCACCUGGACUACCCAGACGGCCAGAACGCCACGUGCGUGGAGCCCGCGGAGCUGGCCGGGUGGCCCGUCACGCAGGUGGGGAACCCGCUGCGGUACAUGUGCAUCACGCACCUGGACGGCCGCGACUACCUCUUCCUGCUGCUCGUCGGCUUCUGCAUCUUCUCGGCGGGCACCGUGGCCGCCUGGCUCACGGGCAUGUGCGCCGUGGUCUACCAGAGCGCCCGGCGCAGGUCCAGCGAGGUGGAGGAGGAGGACGAGCACGGGCAGCGGGUGGCGGUCAGCCGGCGCAUCUUCCAGAGCAGGGUGGACGUGGGCCAGGACGGCUUCCCGCAGCUGAUUUAG
Messenger RNA from Phyllostomus hastatus (greater spear-nosed bat), 948 nucleotides. RefSeq names its product leucine rich repeat containing 52 (gene LRRC52). Gene Ontology annotation, molecular function: transmembrane transporter binding; voltage-gated potassium channel activity; potassium channel activator activity. Gene Ontology annotation, cellular component: voltage-gated potassium channel complex. The record is from RefSeq and is a predicted model, not a curated record. The transcript has 2 exons. Lineage: Eukaryota; Metazoa; Chordata; Mammalia; Chiroptera; Phyllostomidae. The coding region runs from base 1 to 948 and encodes 315 amino acids.